This is a messenger RNA of Paraglomus brasilianum, 584 nucleotides long. Lineage: Eukaryota; Fungi; Glomeromycota; Glomeromycetes; Paraglomerales; Paraglomeraceae. The record is from the annotation of a GenBank genome assembly.
AAAAGACGUUCACGCUGAAUAGCACCAAGCCGUCUCUGCGCCAACAACGAUUGCAUGAAACAGCUUCCUAUAAAAGCAAAUUUUUGCGCUGUCCAGCAUGUAAAGUGGAUAUUUUUCAAGCCGAUGCCAGCUUCUGUUCCGAGUGUGGAAGUCCCAUUGGCACCCAAACAGUAUCCAUGCGCGGUAGGCCGAGCGACGAUGAAAGGGUUUUGUUUCACGAACUCAACACUGGAUGGACGUUUAUUCUAUUCAGAAAAGACGUCCAUGCUGAAGGCCUCCAUAAUAACAACACCGAUUUCACCACAAUUGAUCGUUUUCGAAAAGACAAUGUUGUUGAGCUGGAAGGAAGUGUCAUAGCAAAUACCGAUAAUGUCCUUAAAGUGAUGAUAUAUACACUCUCCCGUCCUUGGAACCUCCAACUGCGGCAUUCAUUUAUCUGCUUAAGAGACACCAGCGGCAAAUGGAAGCGUUGCUGGAUGCGCUGGGGAGCAGCAGGAAGAGGACUGUUCGGUAGGGGCCGCCCUUGUAUAGUAUUAGGCAAUAGAGAUUAUAGAGAUGAUAUGGAGUGGAGCCCUGGUACUUAG